This is a messenger RNA of Paramisgurnus dabryanus, 2634 nucleotides long. RefSeq names its product DIRAS family, GTP-binding RAS-like 1b (gene diras1b). The record is from RefSeq and is a predicted model, not a curated record. Gene Ontology annotation, molecular function: GTP binding; GTPase activity. Gene Ontology annotation, biological process: signal transduction. NCBI's taxonomy places the organism in Eukaryota, Metazoa, Chordata, Actinopteri, Cypriniformes, Cobitidae. Gene Ontology annotation, cellular component: membrane.
UGUGCCUCCGCCUCAUAUCACAAGAGCUUUGCUUUUUCUGGUGUGGAUGCAUGCUGGCAGUGUUAAAUCCCUUGAAUUGGGUCAGUGGAAGUGCGUUCAGCAGGACAGACGAGGUAAAGCACAAUGAUUAGCCACUAAGCCCAGCCCACAGAGGAGCGAUCUGUCUGACGGACCCAUCGACUGGAAACACACUGAUGUUUCUUGCAACGCUGGCAGGGAGACAAUUACACCACCGAACAUUCAUGCUAAGGUCUAAAAAGUGAGUGGAAAGCCCAAGAUGCCCGAGCAGAGCAACGACUACCGCGUGGUGGUGUUUGGAGCAGGCGGCGUGGGGAAGAGCUCGCUGGUGCUUCGCUUCGUGAAAGGCACUUUCCGGGACACCUACAUCCCGACGGUGGAAGACACGUACCGUCAGGUGAUCAGCUGCGACAAGAGCGUCUGCACCCUGCAGAUCACGGACACGACCGGCAGCCACCAGUUCCCUGCCAUGCAGCGUCUGUCCAUCUCCAAGGGUCACGCCUUCAUCCUGGUCUACUCCAUCACCAGCAAGCAGUCCCUGGAGGAAUUAAAGCCCAUCUACCAGCAGAUCCUCGCUAUCAAGGGCACCGUGGAGAACAUCCCCAUCAUGCUCGUGGGAAACAAGAGCGACGAGACUCAGCGCGAGGUGAAGACGGACGACGGCGAGGCCCAGGCCAAGAUCUGGAAGUGCGCUUUCAUGGAGACCUCGGCUAAGACCAACCACAACGUCACCGAGCUUUUCCAGGAGCUGCUCAACCUGGAGAAGAAGAGAAACAUGAGUUUGAACAUCGACGGCAAGCGGUCCGGGAAGCAAAGCAGAGCCGACAAGCUGAAGGGGAAAUGCAGCGUCAUGUAGACUGCUGGAUGGAGAUAACGCUGAGAUGGAGUGAUAGCGUGACAAAGGAACUGGAGAUAAUGUUAUUAAACGUUUCAUGCUUAUUUCCUGCAGACACCUUAGAUUUCAUCCUGCUCCAUCAGUCUUGGCCUUAACAACAACAGUGGCCGAAUCAUAUUGCAUUGCGUGUUUCUCAUUUACUGUUUAUAUUCACAUCAAGAAAAUGCUGAGAAACAUCGAGUUUCAGACAGCAAAUGCAAUAGCCUUUAAAAAAGCCCUUUGAAGCGCAUAAUGCAACCAUUUUGUUUUAUUUUUCGCAAAAAUACAACAUUGGUGUUUGGCUUUAUAAUGCCAGAGAGGUGUUAGCCAAACAUAAGAGUCAGAUAUUAUUUUGCAUAAUGUAUGUAGCAACUAAUGUGAGCCUAUAGCUGUGAAGGCUUACAUUGUGUUAUUCACAAUCUUAAGUUUUUAUUAUUAUUUAUUUAUUUUUUUAAACAUUACUUAUACCAGGUUGAAAAAUAGUGUUGAGGUUAUGUAUCAAUUUUGAAAAAUGUAGACUGCAUUCCCUUUAAUAAUGUUGUGUAUAAGCUACUUUGAUUUGUUUUUAUGAUAACGUUUUGAUUAUUUUUGCAUGGUGUCUUAUAUAAGGACAGACGAUAUUUAAGACAAUCAUUUGUUAAACAACAAAUUGACUGAGAUGUUACUCCAUCUAAGAUGCUCUCCAAAACAUUUGAAUCUUAACAUCUAAAUAGAUCAUUCAGAUUUCAUGCACACAUUCUCAGCCGUCAAUUUGCAUAGCUUUCCCAAAUUGAGACACUUCUGAAUUCGCUGAAGUGAACCAUCUUGAUUUUCAUGAGAUGAACUGCUAAUCUUCUCCACAAGUGCGAUUGAGACAAUAGCGGAUCUGGCACUUACAAGAAUGAAUUUGCAAGAGGUCUCUAUUAGCACGGUGGAUGACAGCAAGAAGCCCUGAUUUGCAUGUUUUUCCUUGAAGUAUUCCCGUUUUCCUCACAGGCAGCUUUCCCAAUACAAGCUUUUCUUAAUCUUUGAUUGGAGAUAGUACACUCUAAAAGUGCUCGGUUAUUUUCAACCCAAAAUGCUGGGUUGUUUUAACAUUUUGUUUACCAUUUUUGAUGAAGUGCUAGGUUGAAAAUAAGACAUUCUUAGAAUGUAGAGAUGUAAUACGCUGAUCUUAAUACAAGGUUAUUGUUUAAAGACAAUUUAGAUGUUUAGUCCUUAAAAUACUUGAGAAAAACAGAAACACGAACAGCUUUCAGUUUUCAGCAAAUCGACAUUGAAAUAAGAAACCAUUGGGUUUUUAAAAGGGCCUUGGUUAUAAAGCAUAUUCUAUUUAUUUAACCAGGUGAUUGCCUUGUACAAAUAUGAAUGGCAUUGCAAAUGCGCCCCUUUAAUGCGCCUUCAGGUCGUGUAUCACGACACUAAGUAAAUAUGGUACAGACAGCAUUGUGUUAUCCGCUCUGGGCUGCGAACAAAGUUACGAUUUGAAGGGUAUGAGACGUGUGUAGAAGAAACACCUGCUACUCAGAAACGCCAUUUAAUAGUUCAUAAUAUAAUUUUAAUUGUAUUGUCCUCUCUCCACGGUUUGUUUAUUCUGUUGUUAAAUGUGGCAGUGAACCACUACGCUGAUGUGCAGCAUAUUUAAGAGAUCCGGAUGUAAAACAAUGGGUCUCAUUCACUAAGCAUGUGUACGCACACAUUUGUUCGUAAAAUGUGCGUACAGUCAUGAUUCAACAAAAACUUUCAUACUAAAAUUUAUUUUA